Molecule: messenger RNA, 492 nt
Organism: Aspergillus calidoustus
Lineage: Eukaryota; Fungi; Ascomycota; Eurotiomycetes; Eurotiales; Aspergillaceae
Source: the annotation of a GenBank genome assembly
AUGGGUGUCUGCUCCUCCUGCCUCGGCGGCGGUCGUCGAGAGAGUACCGAUCCCGAGUCCUCACGGUUACUCGAAGAUGAUAUAUAUCAACCGGGAUAUGGCUAUGGGGCGCUCAAUCACAGCCAACAGGGGAAUCAACCUGAUCCAGGAUAUAUAAGGCGCGAACGCGAGGCCCUCGAAGCGAUCUGCCAACGGACGUCAGACUCUGUUAUCGACAUUUGGUCUCUACAACCCCAACCCCAUCUACAGCCCCAAGCAACCCUCCACAAUUCCGUCUCCUCAGCCUCAUCGAAAGCCCGCGAGCCCUCUGUCAUAAUCACAACAGGCGACACGGAUGCGUCAACUGAUACGACCCCGACGAAGCGCGGCGCUGUUCCAAAGCACUGGGGUGAAGUCGUUAUAAACCCGCGCAAGGGCAAACGGUCAAGGCCCGGAUCCGGCGCCGACGAAGAGGGCGACAAGGACGUCUUUGGCGUUUUGAAGGUGUCAUGA